AUGAGUUUUGCAGAGUCCAACAUCUCAAAUUUUGAUAAGUUUCUGAAUGAAAUAUUAGAUAGGAUAUCAACAAUCCCUUCAAAUAUAUUAUAUUCAAACUAUUUCAAUUACUCAAAGUUAAAACAGAAUCAUCCAGCUAGAUUAAAUAAAGUUCAAUGUAAUGAAACAACAACUCCUACAUCCAAAUGCCUGGGUUCAAUGGGCAAUCAUAUGACAAAUCUUUCAAAUGGAAAUAAUCAUAAAAAGAACAAAAGACGUUCUGUGAAAAUCUCAAAAUGUUUUACAACUGCAGAAGUUGACUGUACACACUAUCUUCACACAAAUAUACAUAAGGAACACGACUUACCCGGUACUUGGGUUGAGUGUAGCUUUUGUUCCAAAUGGCGAUACCUACCAUAUGUUCAUGAUCCAUCCCAACUCAAUGAUUUAUGGUACUGUGCUUUAAAUCCUAAAUACCUCAAAAGAUCAACUGCUGAUUCCACAUCCAAUGAAUCUAUGCAUAAUCCCUGUGAAGAACCUGAAGAUCUAAGUGCUGUUAAACACGAAGAUGAAUUUAUUUUUGGACAUUUUUCUGUUGGAUCAGUAGUUUGGGCUAAAAUGCAAGGCUAUCCAGAUUGGCCAGCAAUGAUUUAUUACAACAAUCUGGGAAGAUACGCUGAAUUUGAUGCAAGCAGUAAAGAGAUCACUUACUACUAUGUAGUGUUUUUGGAUCCUAAAUGCUCAACAAUGAGUAAAGUACGAGCGAAAAGGAUACAUAAGUUUACCGCAUUCAAUGAAAUGGAUUUAAGCAAAAUUCCAAAACGAUAUUGGAGAAGAUUACGAGCUGCUGGACAAGAAGCUGAAAAUGCUCUGCUGCUGAGUGUAAAAGAUAGAAUAGCAACUUAUGGUUAUAAUCACAAAUACGAAGAUCACGCGGUCAAGAUUUCUAAUCAAAUAAAAAAAAGUUUCGGACCUUAUCAAAAGAAAUCACAAAAUAUUUCAAAUGAUGAUAAUAUGAAACAAAAAAGAGUUUACAAAAGAAAAAAACCACUUACUCAUUCUUGUUCAAUAAAUGAAAAUGCAAACAAACGAAUUGACUGUCAACCGUACACUAAUUCUAAUCAUACAUCAAAUGCAUCUCAUCCUGAUGUAGAACAACUUUCUAAUACCAAGUUAAAAGCUGAUACAGAUUCUCACAAAGUAUUAACUACAAAUAAUCAUGAACCUGAAGAAUAUAAUAAAGAAUCAAAUAGUCUCUCAUUGAAUGAAUCGUCUAUAGAACAUCAAACAUUAGAUAUUUCAUUAACGAAUAAUAACCUAUUGACAACGAAUACAAUGCAUACUAUUGAUGUGAAUGUUGAUCAGUAUUCAAUGGUUGACAGUAAUAUUAUUCUCAAUGAUUCAUACGAGAAAUUAAUGACAAAUGAUGACAUUGAUUCAGUUGAUUGUUGUUCACCUAGUUUUCUUCAACCAAUUGAUUGUGAUCAAACAAUGAAAGGAUUAAUCUGUUCUGUUGAUCAUUCGUCAAAUGUCAAUACGCAAACAACUGACAUUCCAAUGAAUAAUCCAUCAAUAAAUGCUUAUGAAAAUAAUUUGAUGAAUGCUCAAAAUUUUUUCAAGUUAACUUUUCAUGAUUUAUCGAUUUAUUGCAAUAAUAACACUGUCAACACUGUGAAUGAUGUACAAAUGUCUUUAGAUAAUAAGAAUAAGAAUACUGUUCUAUACGGAUCAUUGAAUUGUAAUAAUAAAAAGAUUUUAUAUGAAAAUAUACCAUUCUACUAUCAAUAUUUUGGAUGUAAUGAAGCUUAA
Molecule: messenger RNA, 1788 nt
Organism: Schistosoma turkestanicum
Lineage: Eukaryota; Metazoa; Platyhelminthes; Trematoda; Strigeidida; Schistosomatidae
Source: the annotation of a GenBank genome assembly